UCGUCCCAUUGGGUAUUAGGCUUGUUAGGUGGACAUCAACAGCACUGCACUGUGAAGUCACAGGAACUUAACGAAAAGGUUGACCAGGGAGAAGAAGACAAGCUGACUACAGGCAUGCAGUAUCUGCACCGACAAAGCCAAACAGCCCAGUGGAGCAGAUCCUGCUACCUGGUGUGUUUAUUCGGCAUGAUUACCUACUUUGGAUCAGUUAUGCCCCUCAACAUCCCCCCAGUAACGACAGGUCUCCGCUCUGCUUUCUCUGCCACACGAACCAACAGCAUCGUGGGAGGCAACCAGAAAAUAGUGACCUUCAACAGGCUCUUGGUCAACAUGGGAGGGGAUUUCAACCCAGACACUGGUCACUUUCGCUGCCGCAUCCCUGGUGCCUACUAUUUCUCCUACUCCGUGGGGAAGUUUCCAAAGAAAAUGCUCUCUGUCAUACUGGUAAAGAAUGGGGAGGAGGUGCAUGCCAUAGCAUAUGAUGACUACCGCAAGAAAGGAAGAAAAGUUCAAAGCCAAAGCAUAAUGAUCAGUUUGAAGGCAAUGGACACGGUGUGGCUGCUUUUGCAGGACAGUCCACAGUAUGCUCUGUACAGCAACGCCGGCCCUUAUAUCACCUUCUCUGGUUACCUUGUCUAUCCUGAAAUUUCCACAACCAGCUAUAUCAGCAACCACCUGUCCCUACCAGGGCUGUCGUACCUGAACUGUCCCCCUCAGGCUGAUCAACAAUACAGCUGGGUGAGCAGUCAGACUUCAGAGCAGCCGCGGUCCGCCUUCUCAGUGGCACGGACAUCCACAGCCCUGGGACAGAGCGGCAGGCAGCAGGAAAAGCAGCCGCUGACCUUUGAUGUGGAGUAUGUGAACAUCGGGGGCCACUUCAACAAAAGCUCAGGGGUGUUCACCUGCCACUUCCCCGGGGCGUACUACUUUGCCUUCACUGUGGGGAAGCACCCUCGCAAGGCUGUGUCUGUGAAGCUGAUGACUGGGCACGGCGAGGUGCAGGCCAUGGUGUUUGAUGAGGAUACGUCGAAGCGGCGGGAGAUGCAGAGUCAGAGCCUGCUGCUGUCUCUGCACCAGGGGGACAGUGUGUGGCUGUACAGUCAGCAGGAUGAGCGCUAUGCUGUGUAUAGCAAUCAGGGAAGAUACACCACUUUUUCUGGUUUCCUGGUGUACCCUGAAGCAGAGCCACCCACCGCUUCCACAACCCAGGACUGAACUCAUUUCUUAUUGCUGAACCCUCCAUUGUGCCAUGUUUGGAAAAAAAAAAAAAAAAAAAAAAAAAUAGAAUAAAUCCAACAUUGUUUGCUUUGUUAG
Myripristis murdjan (pinecone soldierfish) is the source of this 1314-nucleotide messenger RNA. RefSeq names its product C1q and TNF related 13 (gene c1qtnf13). The record is from RefSeq and is a predicted model, not a curated record. Gene Ontology annotation, molecular function: protein binding. The transcript has 2 exons. Lineage: Eukaryota; Metazoa; Chordata; Actinopteri; Holocentriformes; Holocentridae. The coding region runs from base 115 to 1215 and encodes 366 amino acids.